UUGUGGGUUCAAAUCCCACCAGAGUCAAUUUAGCUGCUUUCUGAUUUCCAGGGCAGCUUUUACAGAACAGCCUGGACCUGCCCCUGUUGCAUGAUGGGAGUGACAGGGAGCUUGUGAUCCUGUGAUUCCAGGACCUCCAUGUGAGACUCCCUUGGGGAGGGUCACAGCACACAGGAGAAAGCCCCUAGGUACCACAUGCUGGCCACCGAGACCUGCUCCAUGGUUGUGUCAGUGCUUUGGGUCGUCCAUGCCACCAAUGACGUGCUGCUCCAGAGGGUCAUCCGCCCCCGUGACCUGGAUGCCACCAUUGCUGGCUUCACCAGCCUUGGGUUCCCAAACUGCGGGGGAGCCAUAGACAGGACUCACAUCCCCAACCGGGUGCCAAAGCACCAAGCAGCCCAGUUCAUAAACCGGAAGGCCUACUGCUCGGUGGUGCUCCAGGUGCUCGUGGACCACCAGAGCCAGUUCCAAGACAUAUACGUGGGGUGGUCUGGCAAGCAGGGGUGGUCCUAGACUAGCUGCCAGCAACUGGUGCCCUAGGCGAACCAUGUAAUCGGCGCCCCCACCUCCAAACCCCACAAUGAUAUUGCGCCACCAUUUGGCACCCCAUUUAACUUGGUGUCCUAGGCGACCUCCUACUUUGUCUAUAUGGAUGGGCCAGGCCCACGGCGCUCGCAUCUUCAGGCACUCAGGCCUGAACCACAGGCUGGAGGCGGGCACCUACUUCCCCCAGCAGAAAUUCACCAUUGGGGACGUCAGGAUGCCGGUCUGCAUCUUGGGGGAUGCAGCCUAGCUGAUGCGGCCAUACUGGACCACAGCCAGGCCACCUUCAACUCCCACCUGGACCGGGCCUGCAACCCCGUGGAGUGUG
This is a messenger RNA of Pelodiscus sinensis (Chinese soft-shelled turtle), 871 nucleotides long. The record is from RefSeq and is a predicted model, not a curated record. Lineage: Eukaryota; Metazoa; Chordata; Testudines; Trionychidae.